Messenger RNA from Protobothrops mucrosquamatus (brown spotted pit viper), 843 nucleotides. It is a transcript of the gene RNF7, whose product is annotated as ring finger protein 7. Gene Ontology annotation, molecular function: ubiquitin protein ligase activity; cullin family protein binding; zinc ion binding. The transcript is spliced from 3 exons. Bases 9 to 353 code for a protein of 114 amino acids. Lineage: Eukaryota; Metazoa; Chordata; Lepidosauria; Squamata; Viperidae. Gene Ontology annotation, cellular component: nucleus; Cul5-RING ubiquitin ligase complex. The record is from RefSeq and is a predicted model, not a curated record. Gene Ontology annotation, biological process: ubiquitin-dependent protein catabolic process; protein ubiquitination.
CCCCAGCCAUGGCCGACGUGGAGGACGGAGACGAGCCCGGCAUCUCUACUACUCACUCGGGUUCUUCCGGCGCCAAAGCUGGCGGCGUCGACAAAAUGUUCUCGCUGAAGAAGUGGAACGCCGUGGCCAUGUGGAGCUGGGACGUCGAGUGCGACACCUGCGCCAUCUGCCGGGUGCAGGUCAUGGAUGCCUGUCUUAGAUGUCAAGCUGAAAACAAACAAGAAGAUUGCGUUGUGGUCUGGGGAGAGUGUAAUCAUUCCUUCCACAAUUGCUGCAUGUCGCUAUGGGUGAAACAGAACAACCGUUGCCCUCUCUGCCAGCAGGACUGGGUAGUCCAAAGAAUAGGCAAAUAACACUGUUUUCAGCUAUUGCACCAAAAUUGUUUGAAAUGAUAUACAACUAAUGGUAUACUUUCUCUAUGAAGGAAGUCACAGUGUGGCGAAAUCCAUCGUAUUUAUUUAUGUCUACAUAGGGACUUGGAUUUGAAAUUUUUGUAUAAGUUUACUGGGUUUUUUUUGUCUAAAAAUCUUCCAUCAGGAACUUAGCUGCAGUAUUUAAGAAUAUAUGUAAAUAUUUAAUAUGAACACUUCAUUGUUUGAGAAUUAUUUAGGACUUAUAGAUCUAUAAUUAUUAAUAUGAGCAAUUUCAGCUUGAAAUAUUGCUAUUUUUCUCAACAUGAAGUUAUUAGUUAAUAAUUGAGGUGCAUUGUUUUUAUUUUGGUUUUAUUAUUUCUUUAGGUAUUGAUAAAUGCUUGUUAUAGUGCUUUAAGUUAAAAUUGAAUUGACUGCCUUUUCAAAGUAUGUACUUUCUUCACACGCAAUUAAAUCUUUUAUCCUUGUGAAA